AUGUUAACGUGUGACAGUGUGUUGAACAUGGCGAAUAAUUGGAACAUGAUAGAUCUAGCUCCGUUGAGCUGCAAGUGGUUCGACAGACUGCGACGCUGCGGGAAGACGCUCUUGCGACGGCAGAGACGACUUCUCAAGAGGAUUAAACGGGUGUACCUACACAGUUGGCGCUCAGAGGAGCUGAACAUGUUGGUGGGUGCCAAAGUGGGGGGCGCCACGCCCCUCGUAAUAGCGUGUCGCAAUGGCCACUAUGACGUCGCGGAGUACCUCAUCGAGAGGUGCAAGGCAGAUAUUGAACAGCCCGGUUCAGUAACAUUCGACGGAGAAACGAUCGAAGGUGCGCCGCCGCUGUGGUGCGCGGCGGCGGCGGGCCACUUACCCCUCGUGCGGUUGCUAGUCCGCGCGGGCGCGAACGUCAACUCGACGACGCGCACGCACAGCACGCCGCUGCGGGCCGCCUGCUUUGACGGGCAUUACGAUAUUGUCAAGUUCCUAGUCGAGAAUGGGGCCGACAUAGAAAUAGCGAAUCGGCACGGGCACACGUGCCUCAUGAUCGCAUGCUACAAGGGCCACAUUAGGAUCGCAAAAUACCUGCUGUCACUAAACGCAGAUGUUAACAGAAAGAGUGUAAAGGGAAAUACGGCAUUGCACGAUUGCGCGGAGAGCGGCUCGCUACACAUACUCAAAAUGCUGUUGGGACACGGGGCCACUAUGGACGUGGAUUCGUAUGGCAUGACUCCCCUCUUAGCCGCAUCAGUAACCGGACACACGCACAUCGUAGAGCACCUGAUCAACGGCGAGACGGGUCUGGUGACGCGGCAGCAGCGCAUCGACGCGCUCGAGCUGCUGGGCGCCACGUACGUGGACAAGCGGCGCGACAUGGUGGGCGCGCUGGCGCUGUGGAAGCGCGCUAUGGACGACAGAUUUCCAACGGACGGUAGCGACCCGAUCCCCAAACCGAAGGACAUCCCGCGCAUAGAGGCGUACGACUACGCGGUGGAGCCCAGCAACGCACAGCAGUUGGAGGAAUUACUGGCCGACCCGGAUGCUAUGAGGAUGCAGGCGCUCGUUAUUAGGGAGAGGAUUUUAGGUCAAGCGCACCCGGACACGUCGUACUACGUGCGCUACCGCGGCGCCGUGUACGCGGACGCGGGGCGGUUCGCGCGCUGCCGGCAGCUGUGGCACCACGCGCUCGACAUGCAGCGCGCCGUGCUGCCCGCGCUGUCGCCGCUCACGCAGUCCAGCCUCUACAGCUUCGCCGAGCUGUUCUCCUACAUGCUGGCGGAGCGCGCGCGCCCGCCGCUCAGAGGUCGCAUCGUGCCCCCAGUAACGUUCGAAGAUAUCGAGCCGGUAUUCCGGAAGGCGCUAUCAGAAGUGGAACGCGGGGUGACCGCAGUGAAUACUGGCACAGGAACAGAUAGAGAUACAACGCUCAACACGUUACAGCGUGUUGUAGUUAUAGCACUGCACUUGGCGGCGUUGUUAGCGCGUCUGUUGGACGAGCCGGAGUGCGAGCCGCAGGUUGUGCGCGAUGUGCACAGGGCGGUGUAUUCGCUGGUCAAGCUCGAUAUUAAGGUGCGGCAGGGGCGGUCGGCGCUGCACGUGGUGUGCUCGGCGGAGGCGUCGCGGCGCGCGGGCGCCGGGCCGUGGGCGGAGGGCGGGGCUGUGGGCGGGGCUGCGGCCGGCGCCUGCUCGCCCGCGCUCGUCGCGCUCAUGCUGCGCCUCGGCGCGCCGCCCGACGCGCGCGACGCGGACGGCAACACGCCGCUGCACCUCGUGUGCAAGCUGAACCCGUGCCCCUCAGAAGUGGUACGACAGUUGCUAGCGCACGGCGCGCACAUAGACACGGUGAACUACGAGGGCGAAACCCCCGAAGAGAUCCUCAAGGCGAGCGGCCAGAGCCUCGCCGCGAUAGUCAACCCGCUCAAGUACACGACCCUCAAGUGCCUCGCCGCGAGGACCGUGAAGAACUACAAGCUGCCCUACAGACACGUGGUGCCGCAGUGCUUGCACGCGACUGUCAUAUCGCAUUAGCUAUAGAGGAAAUAUCCGACUACCCGCUAUGGAAGAUACGUGUACGAAGUUUGUCGUCGACUACCCUCAGGACUAUGUCGUGGACUACCUUCAAUUAUUUAAACCUACGUCAUUUACUACUAGAAAAACCUGUGUUUUGAAUUACUACGACUAUUGUAACCCGUGUCAUGGCGUACUCAGCUAUAUAACAGAAAUAAUAAAUCAAUGUCACGGAUGUCAAUAAAUUUGCUUUGACUCACAGAUAAAUCAAUUUGCCUUGGUAUCCCCACUUUUAAAGUCUGUGUUACCGUACAAGAUUUGACGUUAAAAAUAUCUCAUUCCAUCUAUUUCCCUAUAUUUCUGAUUAAACGAUUUACCUAGAUAACUUCAUCAUUAUUUCCAUUUUGAUGAGAAUAUUACGUAAUAGACCAAUCUGAUUAGGUAUCCUCAUUCUCAAAAAUGACGCAAUAGUUACUCAAAAUUUAGCUAGAUUAUCUGAGUUUUGUAUCCCAUUCGAAAUAUGUGACAAUAAGUCUUUCUUUAUUAUUUUUAUUUCUUCAAUUAUUUUAACUAAUAUAGCUUAACAUUAUUGAACUCCGUGACCUGACGAUUGUUCCGAUCAAAAUAUAUUUUUUUGACAUUAAAUGUUCAUAAUUUAGGAAUAUACUGACAAACACACAAACUCGACUACAAAAAUGACUGGGAUAUAUAAAGCUACACGCUUAUUUUAUUCCGAUAAAUAUAAACGUAUAAGGAGUCCGUCUGUACAUAUGUUACCUAAUCAUUUAUGAAGCUCAUUAUAUUAUUGUUAUUUGAUAGUUGCAUGAUAUACGAGUAAGUUUGACGGCCGGCUCCUGAACUAUUUGUAUAAUAUAGCCUAGAUAAUCUUUUGUAACAUUUUUGUUUUUUAAUUUUUCGCAUUUUAACAUGUGCCAGCUUUGCCAACGCCACGUUUUUAGGAUACGUGUUUUUGUAUAAGUCUGUGAAUUUUUAUCUUAUCUAUGAUUUUUUAUUCUAUAUAUAAAAUUGUCUGUGAUUACUGUAACAAAAUAAAAAUCUAAAUGAAUCAAGGAAAUGAUAUUAUUUGAAAUGAAUAAUGUUUCUCUACUUUGUAUACAUUUAUCGAUUCUUAUUUAGACGAGUGUUUUAGACUUAUUAUUUUUAUAAUUAAGCAGGUUGUCAUUGUAUUGUUUUUAGAAAUUUUUGUUGUUAAAAAUUUCUAAGCUUUCUCAUCAUAAAUUCAAUUGUGGAUAAAUAUAAAGAGCAAUGAUGAUAACUUCAUUCAAAAAAUAAUUACAAUACUGACGCAAUCGACUCAUAAUUUAAAAGCGUGAUUCGUUAUUAUGGCAUACUAGUCUUUUUAUAUUGUAGUAUAUUUUUAUUAUUAGACAUUUUCGCAUCAAGUUGAUUACAAUUGUUUAGUUUAGAUUUGUGUGAGCUUCAACAAUUACACCGAUGCAAGUGUACAGAUAGUGGAAAGUUCAUAUUUAUGCGUUCGAAAGCACUUGUAUAAAUACAUUUUAUUAGCAUUUCUAUUGUAACAAAUUGUACAUUCAAAUAAUAGAUAAAAUUUGGACACAUUAAGAAUUGAACGGUGUAAUAGUUGAAACAUUAUGUAAAAAUAGUGAUGUAAGUAGGUAGUUUAUUAGAAAUUUAUCGAUAAAAUUAAAUGGUAUGUUAUAUGAUAAAAGUGAAUCUACUUGAACUGAAUUGAUAUAAAUGGAACUAGAUUUAUUUUGGCAGCUGUUUGAUAGUAAAUGUGUGUAUUUUCUCGUAGCAUAUUGCAUAGUAUCUGCGUGAUUAUGUGUACUAGAUUAUUUUGAAAUUAAUAAAAUGCUUUAAAAAUA
Messenger RNA from Colias croceus (clouded yellow), 3860 nucleotides. RefSeq names its product protein fem-1 homolog CG6966. The record is from RefSeq and is a predicted model, not a curated record. Gene Ontology annotation, biological process: ubiquitin-dependent protein catabolic process. The coding region runs from base 1 to 2034 and encodes 677 amino acids. Gene Ontology annotation, cellular component: ubiquitin ligase complex. NCBI's taxonomy places the organism in Eukaryota, Metazoa, Arthropoda, Insecta, Lepidoptera, Pieridae. Gene Ontology annotation, molecular function: protein binding. The transcript is spliced from 11 exons.